AUGCCCCUGGUGACCAUUGUAUUCGGGGCUUUGGCAAAAGAAUUCAUCAAUGGCGAUGAGAAAGCGCCGCAAGAUGUUCGAAACCAAGUUCAACACCUCACGCUCUAUUUGGUCUAUAUCGCAAUUGGAUCUUUUCUUACAACCAUGAUCAGCACAUGGGGCUUCGAUGUUGUUGGGGAAAGGAUCACACAUGAACUUCAAGAGAGAUAUCUCUCUUCUGUCCUACAACAAAACAUCGCCUAUUUUGAUGUCCUCGGAACGGGGGAGCUCACUUCAUCCAUGGACCACGACAUGCAAUUGAUCCAGGCAGGACUUUCACAAAAGGUUAGCUAUAUCAUCUCUGGCAUAUCUGGCUUUGGGGCAGCCAUAAUUUUUGCAUUCAUGCAAAAUCGGAGAUUUGCAUCUAUCAUGAUCUCACAACCUCUUGCUCUUGUUACGUGGGUAGGGGUUAUGGGAUACUUCUUGAGCAUCACGCAGAAGAGAGGCUUGAGACAAUACGCCAAAGCCGAUAAUUUGGCACAGGAAGUGCUGAAUGCAAUGAGGAACGUUCUUGCCUACCGCAGUCAAGAGAGAUACUCCAAAAAGUUUUUUGAUACUCUGCAGUGUCCAGCUGCACUGGAAUUUCGGGAACGUUUUAUUUUCGGUUUUAUUGUCGCAGGCUCUUUCACGACUUUGCAUUGGGGCAACGGGUUGGGUUUCUGGCAAGCCAAUAGACUCUUCCAUCAAGGAGUCUGUACUGUUUCAGAAGUGUUGGUCAUUCUGUAUGCAGCAAUGGUUGCAGGUGGAAUGCUGUGCCAAGCGUUGCCAUUUGUUGUCGAUAUAACACUGGCAAAUGGAGCAGCCCGUCGGGUGUUCUCAGUCAUUGAACGUGUUUCGCCGAUAAACCCAAUGAAUAAAAUGGGGAUAAUACCAUCUUCAAUUGGUGAAAUUCAAUUUGAAGACGUGAGCUUCACUUAUCCCUCGCAGCCCGAGAGGACUGUCUUGGAAGGGGUCAGUUUCACUGUCCCGCCAGGCCGCACUAUGGCCUUGGUAGGACCCUCGGGCUCUGGAAAAUCCACAGUCUUUGCCAUUUUGGAAAGAUUAUAUCUUCCAUUCAAUGGGACUAUCACCUUGGGUAACGAACCACUCGAGAAUAUCAAUGUUGCGUGGCUCAGGUCCCAGAUUGGGUAUGUCGGUCAAGACAUUACUCUGUUCGAUGCGUCUAUACAUGACAAUAUCGCAAAUGGUCUAUCCAUAGCUGAAAAUGAGACUUUAGAAGAAUCGGCUGUCCGAAGCAUAGUCAUCCAGGCUGCUGAAAAAGCUCAAAUCCACUCUUUCGUAAUGGAUCUUCCGCAUGGUUACGACACCGUGAUUGGGGCAAAUGGGUCGAGCCUAUCUGGCGGACAAAGGCAAAGAAUUGCCAUUGCACGCGCCAUUGUUUCGCAGCCAGCGAUCCUACUCUUGGACGAGGCUACAGCUGCUUUGGACAGUCAAAGUGAGAAAGAGGUACAAGAGGCUCUGAAUGAAGCCGCUUCAGGACGAACCACUAUGAUAAUUGCUCAUCGACUGUCAACUGUUCAAAAUGCCGAUAUAAUACUUGUCCUAAAGGAUGGCCAUAUUGUGGAUCAAGGUUCACAUGCAGGCUUGAUGAAAACUUCCACGACGUAUCAAGAGUUAGUGAGACACCAAGCAUUUCGCUCAGAUGACCGACCAGUGAAAAAUCUAAACUGCAAGUUACCAUACUCUGAGAAAGAUGUCGAAGAAUUGGAUGAUCUUUCCGUCCCUGUUGAUGGAGUCAAGUUGCCAGAAGGUGCGCCGGUGUUAGCAUUACGACCCAGCAAUGGCGCCAAGCAUGUUUGGCAUCUCAACAAGCCAGAGCUAUCUUACACCAUUGCAGGUGUUGUUUUCAGCAUUUUUGCAGGACUAUCUUAUCCAAUCCAAGCAAUUUUCUUCGGAAACGGCGUCAUAUCAAUCAUCAACCCUGCUCUCAGUACUGGCGGUCACAAUGUGCAAUUUUGGGCAUUGGUAUAUCUUAUACACGGGAUCGUUGUGUUUGGUAUAUACUGUGCGCGAGGAUAUUGUUUUGCAAUGGCAGCGUCGCAAUUAAAUCUUCGAGCUCGGUCAAGCUUGUUCAAAUGUUUGCUGAUGAAGGACCUCCCAUUUUUUGAAAAGAAGUGCCAUUCAACCGGGCAAUUGGUGACCUUUCUUUCGUCGGGAACAAAUAAAGUCACCGGUGUCUCGGGUACGUCUGUUGGUCUUGCAGCAGAGAGCAUCGUAAUGCUCGCAACAGGAAUCAUUGUUGGAUGCAUUUUUGGAUGGGAGCUUGGUCUUGUCUCGACAGCUGCAGUACCAUUGGUGGCACUCUCUGGCUUUCUGCAGUAUUAUAUUGUGUCGCAGGUGCAGAAGCACGUCAAACGAGAUACCAAUGCCGCGACCAUUGCGCAUGAAGCUUUUUCAGCAAUCAAAACCGUUACAGUCCUUGGCAUGCAGAGGACCAUCCUUGAAGCCUUCCGAAAGGAGAUUCGAAGAGAGAGCCAGGGCAGGUACUGGGUCAUUUCUGCAGUUAUUUAUGCAUGUACUCCUAUGCUUCGCGUGCUAAGCAUUGCUUUUGUGUUUUGGUACGGUGGAACGCGGCUGAUUGCAACAGGCGAGUACAGCAUCCAACAGUUCUUCAUCUGCUUUGCAGCAACGGUGUGGGGAUCACAGUCUGCCGCUGCUCUUUUUGCACAUGCUCCAGAUCUUGCGGGUGCGUAUGCUGCUGCCAAUCGAUUAGAGUACUUGAUGCAGCCCAGUGGUUCACAAUGUUCGAAGAAACAAGACAAGGUCCCCAGGCCUGCGCCGGGCACUGUCGAAGACCUUGCUUUGCAGCGCGUAAGAUUGAAAUAUCCGGCUCGGUCAUCUCAUAUGGCAUUAGACGAUGUCAGUUUCGACGUUCCGGAAGGAGCAUUCAUCGCUCUUGUUGGGACCACCGGCAGCGGCAAAAGCUCAGUGAUCAAUCUUGUGGAGCGUUUUUAUACGGCCGAGUCUGGGAAAAUAAUUUUAAGUGAGAAGGAUAUCAGGGAGUAUGAUCAGGAUAGCUAUCGUCAGUACCUGGCGCUGGUUGACCAAAAUCCUUGUCUGGUUGGGGAAGAUAUGCGCGAGUGCCUGCAGAGUGAUGAACGGGUCAUCUCUGACGAUGAGAUUCUGGCAGCUUUAAAAGGGGUUGGACUGGCUGAUUUCGUGCUUUCCCUUGCUCAAGGCUUGAGUACCCCCGUCUUGGCCAAUGGAUCAACCCUUUCUGGGGGACAGCGCCAGCGCAUGGCGAUUGCCAAGGCCCUUUUGUGGGAGCCAAAGAUCCUCUUGCUCGACGAAGCCACCUCCGCACUGGAUACUGCAUCCGAAAUGCUCGUCCAAGAAGCACUCAAGCACGCGAUGAAAGGCAGAAGCACGAUUGCAGUUGCACAUCGACUGAAAACAAUCGUUGAUGCAAUCCCAGGGACCACAACAACAGUAUCCGAAGAGCACAAGCCGAUAAUACCUUCCUCUGGAAGCUGGGGAACAUGGUUCAAUUCGCAUCAAUAUACCCAGCCCAAUACUUCUCAAGCCUCUGGAAAGGACUGGAACAUUUUCCAUCAUCUCGGAGGUAAUGGACCCUGGGUUGAGAACAUCCAUGAGAAAGCGGCCUCCAGACUUGAAAUCCCAGAGGGCUGCUCAAUUGAUCAGGUGCACCUGAUAUCACGACACGGGGAGCGAUAUCCCACGCGAUCUGUUGGGAACCGCCAUUUGAUGUUUCUCAGGCGCAUUAAAGACACUGGUUUUGCUCUAAAUGGAUCCCUUGCAUUUCUCCAAAACUGGACCUAUAUCACGGACGACCCUGAGAAUGACUUUGGUGAAUUGACACGUACAGGUCCAUAUGCUGGUACCUUGAGUUCGUUUUCAAAAGGCGUUCAAUUUCGAACACGGUAUGGACAUCUCAUUCCCAAUAGUAUUCAAACACGGCUGUGGGCAAGUGACUCAGGCCAUGUGAUUGAGACAGCCCGCCAUUUCGCCUCUGGAUUCUUUGGUCUAGACUGGGAAGUAUCUUACAAAGCAGAGCUACAGAUCAUACCAGAGACUUUCGAGCGUGGUGCAGAUACUCUUACUCCGGGUAAUACCUGCCAUAAGUACCUCGAAGAUACCAUCCAUGGCCAUGAUAAUGGCCAAGAGGCGCUUGCGCGUUUCCAGGAAAGCUACACACCUGCAAUUGCGGAUCGGCUCAUGCAUGAAGGAAAUUUCGGUCUCAAAGAGCUUUCCAGCAUGGAAGUAUACGCUAUGCAGGAAAUGUGUGGGUUUGAGAUAAUGGCUCGAGGGUCGAGUCCAUGGUGCCAGGUGUUUACCGAGCAAGACUGGCAACACUUUGAGUAUGCUCGUGAUCUGAUUCAUUAUUACCGUGCCGGACCAUGCAAUCCCUAUUCUGGUGCUAUGGGAUGGCUAUGGCUGAAUGCAACAACCGGAUUGCUUCGCGAUGGGCCGGAGGCUGGCAGUCUGUUCUUUAGCUUUGUCCAUGAUGGUGACAUAGCACCUUUCAUCACAGCUUUGGGUGUUCUUGGGAGUGAAGAACAUCUUCCUAUAACUCGUGUUGUAGCAGACCCAAAUGAUCAGUCCUAUGUUCGAGUCAACAUCAAUGAUCGCAUUAUGCCGUUGCCAUUCUGCAAGUCAGGUCCUGGGGUGUCCUGUUCUCUUGGUCACUUUAUGGACUAUGUUCACCAGCGCAGGGCAGAGGUAGGGCACUUUGCAGAGACACGUGACCGUAUCCCGGCGAACCAAUGUUUACCAAAAAGUUUGGCUUCCUCCUUCGAUUACUUUGCUUUCGCACUACAUCAACUUCUGGGGGAUUUUGCUGUCAUACCUUCAUCAGUCUUUACUGCACAUCUCAAAUUUACAUAUUUGACUGCGCCCACCAUGGAGUACCACUCCGUCCCACCGGAGGAGCGCGCUAGGGACGAGCAGGGCAACCUCUUGCCCUGGGGCUACGUGUACAAAGACGAAACUCGCAACCCCCGACGACCAGCAGAAGAAUCAGGACCCUUUGGCAAGCGAAGAAACGCUCGAUACCAAAAUGAUCGAUCGCGCACACGAACUGGCACACCCGCGGCCAGGCGAGAGAAUGCCAAUGUCGCUGAGUUCGAUCGGUUAUUCUCAAUGCAGCAACAGGACGUAGAGAAGAUACAGGGUCUACCCAAGUCAACAUCGUCAUCCAGCCUUGACAACCCACGAAAACUUUCCGAGAAGGUCGCAACCGAGUGUAUACUGUACGGAUACAAAAACAAGGACAACGAGUGGAAAGUUAUCAACAAAUACGAGCAAAUCUCGCAGGGCCAAAUUUGUGAAGACUAUCCGCGCAGUGAUCCCAAAUCUGCCACACCCUACUCUCAGAUGCUGAGCGGCGGCGACGUCGUUAUCCGCACGAAUCUUUCCGCCGACGCGAAUCGCAAGUCAAAGCGCUAUGCCGGUGGCUACCAUUGGAUCAAGGUUACCUACGACUCGAGCCAAUCCGCAGACCGCGCCUGUUUCUAUUCACCGCAGGAGAUUGAUGGACAUAUCGUGUACUGUGAGCUGUACAGCGGCCAUGGACCAGCUGAAGAUAGCCCCAUCCCUGUGGGCUCUGCGACGAGCGAUCGCCUUCACAAGAGGGGAUCGCGCACCCUGACCACCUCACACUCGACUGCAUUCCUCUCCAACUUUAGCAAGGACCAGGACCGAAUGACCUUACCCCGGUCUUUUGCCAUGAACAAUCUCUCCAGCGUCCCAGAUUUACCAGAAGAGAACUCGCCCGAGUCCACCACAAUCACAGACAAUACCAUCGCAGCCACAUCCUCGACGGUAACCUCCGCAACCGCCACACCCUUGCUAAACACCGGCGGCUGGAGCACAAGCCCGACGGAAGCCGGCCCUUAUACAGGCGCUUUAACAAGCCGCAGUCUGGCAACCGACAGCUCCUCUAUGCGCCAGCGCCGCGCCUCCGCUGCCGCCCUCAACCCUACAGAACCCAACCCCGAUCACGAAUUCAUGACACACAUCCCCACAGUCCGCCGAACCAAGCUGCGCCCGUUGGCCGAAGCCCUCCCUCCCCAGCCAACACUCACAGAGCGUGUCCUCCGUUCCAUCCCCAUCUUAAGUUGGUUCACUGGCGACAUCGUGGGCGAAGGCCCACAACUCUGCGACGACGGCACAUUCGACUGGGACAAAUCUGGUUCCUAUUGGCGUUUCUGGUACACCAUCGAUGCAUUCUUGGGUACGGAUCUGUGCGGCAUGAAGGAAGAUAUCUGA
This is a messenger RNA of Penicillium antarcticum, 6267 nucleotides long. RefSeq lists its product as uncharacterized. Lineage: Eukaryota; Fungi; Ascomycota; Eurotiomycetes; Eurotiales; Aspergillaceae. Gene Ontology annotation, cellular component: membrane. Gene Ontology annotation, biological process: transmembrane transport. Gene Ontology annotation, molecular function: ABC-type transporter activity; ATP hydrolysis activity; ATP binding. The coding region runs from base 1 to 6267 and encodes 2088 amino acids. The transcript has 13 exons. The record is from RefSeq and is a predicted model, not a curated record.